Molecule: messenger RNA, 3171 nt
Organism: Sphaeramia orbicularis (orbiculate cardinalfish)
Lineage: Eukaryota; Metazoa; Chordata; Actinopteri; Kurtiformes; Apogonidae
Gene: loxl2a
Product: lysyl oxidase-like 2a
Exons: 14
Coding region: 162-2384 (740 amino acids)
Biological process (GO): peptidyl-lysine oxidation; collagen fibril organization
Cellular component (GO): membrane
Molecular function (GO): copper ion binding; protein-lysine 6-oxidase activity
Source: RefSeq, a predicted model, not a curated record
GAAGAGCUGAAAACAGGCAGAAGUGAAAGGACAAAGAAGUGUCUUCCACAUCUCCUUCACUCCAGCAGGUACCGAACAUCUCGUCCUCUUCUUGCAGAAGGUCUGCUGCCAGGUUCUUCAUCUUGUUAGAAUACUUGUUAUUUCCUCCCUCAUCCUGCAUCAUGCUGCGCCCAGUAGCCGUCUACUGUCUCUUGUUCACCUUGUGGACGUGGUGCGAGGCCCAGUCAGACUCUGGCACCCCUGUAAUCCAGCUGCGUCUAGCCGGGGAGAAGCGUAAACAUUACGAGGGUCGUGUGGAAGUUUUCUAUAAUGGAGAGUGGGGGACCGUGUGUGAUGAUGACUUCUCCUUCUCUGCUGCUCAAGUGGUGUGUAGAGAGCUGGGCUUCAUAGACGCAGAAUCCUGGUCACCGUCAGCCAAGUACGGAAAAGGAGAAGGUCGUAUCUGGUUGGACAACGUGCACUGCUCAGGUGGAGAGAAGAGCUUGGCUCAGUGUGAAUCCAACGGUUUUGGAGUGUCUGACUGCAAACAUUCGGAAGAUGUUGGGGUGGUGUGCACCCAGAAACGCAUUCCUGGAUUCAAAUUCAUCCGGACCCAGGGCAACGGCGAGGAGGGUGUCAAUGUGCAGGUGGAAGACGUGAGGAUCAGGGCCACUUAUUCUCAACGGAAAAGAAUCCCCAUUACUGAGGGCUUUUUGGAGGUGAAAGACGGAGGCAAGUGGCGACAGAUCUGUAACAGAGACUGGACAGAGAUGAACAGCAGGGUCAUCUGUGGCAUGUACGGCUUCCCUGGAGAAAAACGCUUUAACACGCGACCAUACAAGUUGCUGGCCACGAGGCGUAAGAAGAACUACUGGGGUUUCUCUGUGAACUGCACAGGCAACGAGGCCGACCUUUCUGACUGUAAACUGGGCCAUGAAAUAGAGCUGAAGGGCAACAGCACAUGUCAGGAGGGGAUGCCUGUGGUGAUCAGCUGCAUACCUGGACGGGCCUUCGCUCCCAGCGUCAGCACCGGCUUCAGGAAGGCCUACAGGAUCGAGCAACCCCUGGUCCGUUUAAGAGGUGGAGCGAUGAUCGGAGAAGGCCGAGUAGAGGUGUUGAAAAACGGCGAAUGGGGGACGGUGUGCGAUGACAACUGGAACAUCCGAGCGGCCACUGUGGUGUGUCGAGAACUGGGCUUCGGCAGCGCCAAAGAGGCUCUGACGGGAGCUCGAAUGGGACAAGGGAUCGGUCCGGUCCACAUGAAUGAGGUAGAGUGUUCAGGGUUCGAAAAGUCUCUGACAGAGUGUUACUUUAAUCGAGAUGCUCUGGGCUGUAGCCAUGAGGAAGAUGCAGCUGUUAAGUGUAACGUCCCCGCCAUGGGCUUCCACAACAGACUUCGGUUAAGUGGUGGCCGUAAUCCCUAUGAGGGCCGUGUGGAGGUUCUGGCAGAGAGGAACGGGUCUCUGGUCUGGGGCACAGUAUGCAGUGAGAGCUGGGGAACCAUGGAGGCCAUGGUGGUGUGCAAACAGCUGGGCCUGGGCUUCGCUAGCCACGCUUUUCAGGAGACCUGGUAUUGGCAGGGAGACUCCUCAGCUGAUAAUGUGGUGAUGAGUGGAGUGAGGUGUUCAGGGACUGAGCUGACCCUGGAUCAGUGUCUGCAUCAUGGAAAACACAUCGACUGUCCCAAAGGAGGCGGACGCUUCGCUGCCGGAGUCUCCUGUACACAAACGGCCCCAGACCUGGUCCUCAGUUCACAGGUUGUGGAGCAGACCAGCUACCUGGAGGACAGGCCCAUGUAUGCCCUCCAGUGUGCCCAGGAGGAGCGCUGUCUGUCCAGCAGCGCCGACAAAGCUGACUCCACCUCGUACCGACGCCUGUUCCGCUUCUCCUCACAGAUCCACAACAACGGCCAAUCAGACUUCAGGCCGCGGGCGGGUCAUCAGUCCUGGAUUUGGCACGAAUGUCACAGACAUUUCCACAGUAUGGAGGUUUUCACCCACUAUGACUUGUUGAGUCUGAACGGCACUAAGGUGGCAGAAGGACACAAAGCCAGCUUCUGUCUGGAGGACACCCAUUGUGAUGAAGGUAUUCAGAAGAGGUAUGAAUGUGCAAACUUCGGGGCUCAGGGCAUCACUGUGGGCUGCUGGGAUACCUACAGACACGACAUUGACUGCCAGUGGAUCGACAUCACAGACGUGCUGCCCGGCGACUACAUCUUCCAGGUGGUGAUAAACCCCAACUAUGAGGUUGCAGAAUCAGACUACACAAACAACAUUAUGAAAUGUCGCUGCCGGUACGACGGACAUCGGAUUUGGACGUACAACUGUCAUAUAGGUGGAUCUCGGAGUUCAGAAAUAGACGACAUGUUCCCUGGACUGCUGACCAACCAGCUUUCACACAGGUAGACCCAGGACGGACCGCAGCCCGAUGGACACAUUUGGGGAAUCGUGUAUACAUUGACAACCACUAGGGGGGGCUGUGCUGUUGUGCUUCCUCAGAGCAGUGUGGACCUGUGGCUGAGCUCAGGGCUCACACAAUGGACAGUCAUUCAAUGGCAAAGUGAAGUGCCUGCUUGCAAAAACUAUUAACCACAUUCAGCUGAAAGUGUUCUUAUCUCUUAGUCUCUUGCGUUUACUGUCAUUGAAAUGUAGGUUUCAUCUUGGUGCUCAUUGGACGUUGUCUGUCCAAACUCCUCCAGCGAUGGUGCAGUAGAUUUAUCUACAACAGCUGCUUGGACUGCAGUAUGUGUUCCGUUUUUACAGGAUGUCAGAUACUGACAUAAGAAACGAGUCAAGUAGAAAAGUGCUCAAAGGGUUUUGUCCUUCACAUACUUGAGCUGGCUUUUAAAAGUGUCUUAUUUAUUGAUCUUAUUUUCCAUCCUCAUUUGUUAAGUUACAUACAGCUCUAUUUUCAUCACAUCCCUCAGUUUCUGUCUCCAUGUCUACGUUUUGUUAAAUUAUUGCAGUCAGGGACUAUAAAAACAUUACGGAUAUACUGUUUUAAAAAAAAAAAAAAAAAUCAAAUAUGUGAAAAUGGCUCUUCAUUGUUUUGUAAAUUAGUUUUUUAUAAUUCAGCAUAGGGGCCCUUCAUUUUAUAAGGGCCCCUUGUUACUUCCUGCCUUUUUUAUUUUGUAUGCAUGGGUGAAUGUGGAAAAGCAUUACAUUUUCUGUAAUAAAGAAUGUUGGAAAAAGA